Molecule: messenger RNA, 7977 nt
Organism: Osmerus eperlanus (European smelt)
Lineage: Eukaryota; Metazoa; Chordata; Actinopteri; Osmeriformes; Osmeridae
Exons: 17
Coding region: 490-7671 (2393 amino acids)
Biological process (GO): regulation of apoptotic process
Molecular function (GO): GTP binding
Source: RefSeq, a predicted model, not a curated record
AAGAGUUCAUCAGGAAACACCAUCCUGGGCAGAGAGGAGUUUGAUCUGAGGACAGCCACUCAGUGUGUGAAGAGACAGGGAGAAGUAGCAGGGAGGCAGGUCACUGUGGUUGACACUCCAGGAUGGUUGAAGAAUCUCCUUGUAGUUAACACUACUGAGCUCGUUAAACAGGAGACAGUACACAGUGUGUCUCUGUGUCCUCCAGGACCCCACACUCUCCUCCUGGUCAUCAAUCUGGGUGUGUCAUUCCAAGAGGAACACAGAAGAUCAGUAGAGGGACACCUGCAGCUUUUCAGUAAGAUAGUCUGGAGUCACACUAUAGUGCUGUUCACUGGUGGGGACUGUCUGGGAGACACAACCAUUGAGCAGCACAUUGAAAGAGAAGGGAAGGCCCUCCAGUGGCUUGUUGAGAAAUGUGGGAACAGGUAUCAUGUCCUCAACAAUAAGAACAGGGGUGAUGACACUCAGGUCACUGAGCUGCUGGGCCAGAUGGAGGAGAUGGUGGCAGGAAACAGAGGAGGCCACUAUGAGAUGGACAGAGAGAUCCUGAAGAAGAUAGAGCAGAGAAGGAGGGCAGAGGAAGAGAGAGCACAACAGAGGCUGAUGAAGGUGCAGAAACGGAGAGAGAUUCUCAGAUCACUAAUGGGUGAUUCCCCCCAUCUCUCAGAGCUGAGGAUUGUGCUGCUGGGGGGGAAACGUGAAGGGAAGAGUUCAUCAGGAAACACCAUCCUGGGCAGAGAGGAGUUUGACCUGAGGACAGCUGCUCAGUGUGUGAAGAGACAGGGAGAAGUAGCAGGGAGGCAGGUCACUGUGGUCGAGACUCUAGGAUGGUGGAAGAAUUUCCCUUUAGAGCAGACUGCUGAGCUGGUUAAACAGGAUAUAGUACACAGUGUGUCUCUGUGUCCUCCAGGACCCCACACUGUCCUCCUGGUCAUACGACUGGGUGUCUCAUUCACAGAGGAAGAGAGAAGAUCAGUAGAGGGACACAUGCAGCUUCUCAGAGAGAGAGUCUGGAGUCACACUAUAGUGCUGUUCACUCGUGGGGACCGUCUGGGAGACACAACCAUUGAGCAGCACAUUGAGAGAGAAGGGAAGGCCCUCCAGUGGCUUGUUGAGAAAUGUAGGAACAGGUAUCAUGUCCUCAACAAUGAGAACAGGGGUGAUGACACUCAGGUCACUGAGCUGCUGGACAAGAUUGAGGAGAUGGUGGCAGGAAACAGAGGAGGCCACUAUGAGAUGGACAGAGAGAUCCUGGAGAAGAUACAGGAGAGAAGGAGGGUAGAGGAAGAGAGAGCACAACAGAGGCUGAUGAAGGUGCAGGAACAAAGAGAGACUCUCAGAUCACUAAAGGGUGACUCCCUCCAUCUCUCAGAGCUGAGGGUUGUGCUGCUGGGGGGAAGACGUGCUGGGAAGAGUUCAUCAGGAAACACCAUCCUGGGCAGAGAGGAGUUUGACAGGACAGCUGCUCAGUGUGUGAAGAGACAAGAAGAAAUAGCAGGGAGGCAGGUCAUUGUGGUCGACACUCCAGGAUGGUGGAGUAAUCUCCCUGUAGAGGACACUACUGAGCUGGUUAAACAGGAGAUAGUACACAGUGUGUCUCUGUGUCCUCCAGGACCCCACACUCUCCUCCUGGUCAUAACGCUGGAUGUCCCGUUCACAGGGGUAGAGAGAAGAUCAGUCGAGGGACACAUGCAGCUUUUCAGUGAGAGAGUCUGGAGUCACACUAUAGUGCUGUUCACUGGUGGGGACUGUCUGGGAGACGCAACCAUUGAGCAGCACAUUGAGAGAGAAGGGAAGGCCAUCCAGUGGCUUGUUGAGAAAUGUGGGAACAGGUAUCAUGUCCUCAACAAUAAGAACAGGGGUGAUGACACUCAGGUCACUGAGCUGCUGGACAAGGUGGAGGAGAUGGUGGCAAGAAACAGAGGAGGCCACUAUGAGAUGGACAGAGAGAUCCUGGAGAAGAUAGAGGAGAGAAGGAGGGCAGAGGAAGAGAGAGCACAACAGAGGCUGAUGAAGGUGCAAAAACAACGAGAGACUCUCAGGUCACUAAUGGGUGACUCCCUCCAUCUCUCAGAGCUGAGGAUUGUGCUGCUGGGGGUGAGAGUUGCAGGGAAGAGUUUGUCAGGAAACACCAUCCUGGGCAGAGAGGAGUUUGACCUGAGGACAGCUGCUCAGUGUGUAAAGAGACAGGGAGAAGUAGCAGGGAGGCAGGUAACUGUGGUCGACACUCCAGGAUGGCGGAGGGAUUUCCCUGUAGAGGACACUACUGAUCUGGUUAAACAGGAGAUAGUACACAGUGUGUCUCUGUGUCCUCCAGGACCCCACACUCUCCUCCUGGUCAUACGGCAGGAUGUCUCAUUCACAGAGAAACACAGAAGAUCAGUCGAGGGACACAUGCAGCUUCUCAGUGAUAGAGUCUGGAGUCACACUAUAGUGCUGUUCACUCGUGGGGACCGUCUGGGAGACACAACCAUUGAGCAGCACAUUGAAAGAGAAGGGAAGGCCCUCCAGUGGCUUGUUGAGAAAUGUAGGAACAGGUAUCAUGUCCUAAACAAUAAGAACAGGGCUGAUGACACUCAGAUCACUGAACUGCUGGACAAGGUGGAGGAGAUGGUGGCAGGAAACAGAGGAGGCCUCUAUGAGAUGGACAAAGAGGUCCUGGAGAAGAUGGAGGAGAGGAGGAGGGCAAAGGAAGAGAGAGCACAACAGCGGCUGAUGAAGGUGCAGAAACAGAGAGAGACUCUCAGAUCACUAAUGGGUGACUCCUUCCAUCUCUCAGAGCUGAGGAUUGUGCUGCUGGGGGGGAGAGGUGAAGGGAAGAGUUCAUCAGAAAACACCAUCCUGGGCAGAGAGGAGUUUGACUUAAGGACAGCUGCUCAGUGUGUGAAGAGACAGGGAGAAGUAGCAGGGAGGCAGGUCACUGUGGUCGACACUCCAGGAUGGUGGAGGAAUCUGCCUGUAGAGAGGACUACUGAGCUGGUUAAACAGGAAAUAGUACGCAGUGUGUCUCUGUGUCCUCCAGGACCCCACACUCUCCUUCUUGUCAUAUGGCUGGAUGUCUCAUUCACAGAGGAAGAGAGAAGAUCAGUAGAGGAACACCUGCAGCUUCUCAGUAAGAGAGUCUGGAGUCACACUAUAGUGCUGUUCACCUAUGGUGACUGUCUGGGAGACACAACCAUUGAGCAGCACAUUGAGAGAGAAGGGAAGGCCCUCCAGUGGCUUGUUGAGAAAUGUGGGAACAGGUAUCAUGUCCUCAACAAUAAGAACAGGGCUGAUGACACUCAGGUCACUGAGCUGCUGGACAAGGUGGAAGAGAUGGUGGCAGGAAACAGAGGAGGCCACUAUGAGAUGGACAGAGAGAUCCUGGACAAGAUACAGGAGAGAAGGAGGGCAGAGGAAGAGAGAGCACAACAGAGGCUGAUGAAGGUGCAGAAACAGAGAGAGACUCUCAGAUCACUAAUGGGUGACUCCCCCCAUCUCUCAGAGCUAAGGAUUGUGCUGCUGGGGGGGAAACGUGAAGGGAAGAGUUCAUCAGGAAAUACCAUCCUGGGCAGAGAGGAGUUUGACCCGAGGGCAGAUGCUCAGUGUGUGAAGAGACAGGGAGAAGUAGCAGGGAGGCAGGUCACUGUGGUUGACACUCCAGGAUGGUGGAGGAAUCUCCGUGUAGAGAACACUACUGAGCAGGUUAUACAGGAGAUAGUACACAGUGUGUUUCUGUGUCCUCCAGGACCCCACACUCUCCUUCUUGUCAUACGGCUGGGUGUCUCAUUCACAGAGAAAGAGAGAAGAUCAGUAGAGGGACAUCUGAAGCUUCUCAGUGAGAGAGUCUGGAGUCACACUAUAGUGCUGUUCACUCGUGGGGACUGUCUGGGAGACACAACCAUUGAGCAGCACAUUGAGACAGAAGGGAAGGCCCUCCAGUGGCUUGUUGAGAAAUGUGGGAACAGGUAUCAUGUCCUCAACAAUAAGAACAGGGGUGAUGACACUCAGGUCACUGAGCUGCUGGACAAGAUGGAGGAGAUAGUGGCAGGAAACAGAGGAGGCCACUAUGAGAUGGACAGAAAGAUCCUGGACAAGAUAGAGGAGAGAAGGAGGGCAGAGGAAGAGAGAGCACAACAAAGGCUGAUGAAGGUGCAGAAACAGAGAGAGACUCUCAGAUCACUAAUGGGUGACUCCUUCCAUCUCUCAGAGCUGAGGAUUGUGCUGCUGGGGGAGAGAUAUGAAGGGAAGAGUUCAUCAGGAAACACCAUCCUGGGCAGAGAGGACUUUGACCUGAGGACAGCUGCUCAGUGUGUGAAGAGACAGGGAGAAGUAGCAGGGAGGCAGGUCAUUGUGGUCGACACUCUGGGAUGGUGUAAGAAUGUCCGUGUAGAGGAGACUACUGAGUUGGUUAAACAGGAGAUAGUACGCAGUGUGUCUCUGUGUCCUCCAGGACCCCACACUCUCCUCCUGGUCAUACGGCUGGAUGUCUUAUUCAAAGAGGAAUGCAGAAGAUCAGUAGAGGGACACCUGCAUCUUCUCAGUGAGAGAGUCUGGAGUCACACUAUAGUGCUGUUCACCUGUCGGGACCGUCUGGGAGACACAACCAUUGAGCAGCACAUUGAGAGAGAAGGGAAGGCCCUCCAGUGGCUUGUUGAGAAAUGCGGGAACAGGUAUCAUGUCCUCAACAAUAAUAACAGGGGUGAUGACACUCAGGUCACUGAGCUGCUGGACAAGGUGGAGGAGAUGGUGGCAGGAAACAGUGGAGGCCACUAUGAGAUAGACAGAGAGAUCAUGAAGAAGAUAGUGGAGAGAAGGAGGGCAGAGGAAGAGAGAGCACAACAGAGGCUGAUGAAGGUGCAGGAACAAAGAGAGACUCUCAGAUCACUAAUGGGUGACUCCCUCCAUCUCUCAGAGCUGAGGAUUGUGCUGCUGGGGGGGAGAGUUUCAGGGAAAAGUUCAUCAGGAAACACCAUCCUGGGCAGAGAGGAGUUUGACCUGAGGACAGCUGCUCAGUGUGUGAAGAGACAGGGAGAAGUAGCUGGGAGGCAGGUCACUGUGGUCGACUCUCUAGGAUGGUGGAGGAAUCUUCCAGUAGAGAGGACUACUGAGCUGGUUAAACAGGAGAUAGUACACAGUGUGUCUCUGUGUCCUCCAGGACCCCACACUAUCCUCCUGGUCAUACCGCUGGAUGUCUCAUUCACAAAGGAGCACAGAAGAUCAGUAGAGGGACACCUGCAGCUUCUCAGAGAGAGAGUCUGGAGUCACACUAUAGUGCUGUUCACUCAUGGGGACCGUCUGGGAGACACAACCAUUGAGCAGCACAUUGAGACAGAAGGGAAGGCCCUCCAGUGGCUUGUUGAGAAAUGUGGGAACAGGUAUCAUGUCCUCAACAAAAUGAACAGGGGUGAUGACACUCAGGUCACUGAGCUGCUGGACAAGAUGGAGGAGAUAGUGGCAGGAAACAGAGGAGGCCACUAUGAGAUGGACAGAGAGAUCCUGGAGAAGAUACAAAUAUGGAGAACCACAAAAGAAACACGUGUGAAACAGAGGGAGGCUAAGGUGAAGAAGCGGAGAGAGAUCCUCAGAUCAUUCAGUGACUCCCUCCAUCUCUCAGAGCUGAGGAUUGUGCUGCUGGGGGGGAAACGUGCAGGGAAGAGUUCAUCAGGAAACACCAUCCUGGGCAGAGAGGAGUUUGACCUGAGGACAGCUGCUCAGUGUGUGAAGAGACAGGGAGAAGUAGCAGGGAGGCAGGUCACUGUGGUUGACACUCCAGGAUGGAGGAGUAAUCUCCCUGUAGAGGAGACUACUGAGCAGGUUAUACAGGAGAUAGUACGCAGUGUGUCUCUGUGUCCUCCAGGACCCCACACUCUCCUCCUGGUCAUACGGCUGGAUGUCUCAUUCACAGAGGAAGAAGCCAAUUCUGUAGAGGGACACCUGCAGCUUCUCAGUGAGAGUGUCUGGAGUCACACUAUAGUGCUGUUCACCUGUGGGGACCGUCUGGGAGACACAACCAUUGAGCAGCACAUUGAAAGAGAAGGGAAGGCCCUCCAGUGGCUUGUUGAGAAAUGUGGGAACAGGUAUCAUGUUUUCAACAAUAAUAACAGGGGUGAUGACACUCAGGUCACUGAGCUGUUGGACAAGGUGAAGGAGAUGGUGGCAGGAAACAGUGGAGAUGUGUUUCAGCCUGAGAUGGAUGGAAGUCAAGAAAUGAACUGGAGUCUUGAAGAGGAUCAGACAUCACCACUGCCUGUGAAAACAGCUAGGAGCAUAGACCUCAUCCCACCAAGCAUGAGUGGAGACAGCAGAGCUCAGACAGACAGUGAUUCUGAUUGUAUGUCUGAGGCUGGACCUCAGGCUGGAUCUGAGGCUGGAUCUGAGGCUGGAUCUGAGGCUGGACCUGAGGCUGGAUCGCUGCAGAGACAAGAGAAGUGGGAAGAUGGUAGAUCUGAUGUCAUGUCUCUGGGGAGCUCUGGCUACGGCUCCCAGAUGUCCAGUACUUCUCAUCACAGCUCAGGGAUUAAACCACACAGAUCUCCACACACCAGAUUAAACCCUGAACUUGCACACAGCAGGGAACCACAAGGACCGAGCCUAACUGUUCCAUAUGUUGUGAUGCCUGAAUACACCUCACCACCUUCAGAGAUGUCAUACAGGCUCCAGUGCCCCCAUGCAGGUGUGUUCCAGUGCAGGUUGACAGGUCUGGUCUUUCAGAUGGAGGGAGAGGGGGAGGUGCUGUACAGAACUGUCCAAUGGGACGAAGGUCUGCUGCUCUCCAAAGGCCAGACCCCUGCAGGACCCAUGUUCAACAUCAGCUGUCCUCAGGGCUCUGUCUGUCAGCUGCACCUCCCACACUGUGAGAUUCUCUCUGGAGAGGGUCUUGACUCCUUGUCUGUGGCUCAUGUCAGUGCUGGUACUAUGGAGAUUUUGCCUCCCCUGAGGGUGACUGACACACAUGUGGUGGUGAACAUCACAGACCUGUCCCUGUGGGGUUUGGUGAGACGGUUCAUACCCUUCCUCACCAUCAGGGGGCAGGUGCUGCCCUUCCUGCAACCACAAUACUCUCUCCUGAACCUGGUUGUUUUACCACACAACGUUUCACUCCUGGAGGUGGAGAGGAUGCAGAGAUUGAGCUCCUACAUACCUGUGUGUUCAGACUGUAAACUCUCUCGUUGGGAAUUCUACAGUCUGCGCGGUGAUGUGGAGGGAGAUGAGAUCCAACCUAAGCAUGUUCAGGUCCACUGGAACUACGGUCCAAACUACCACCCCACCUUCCAGGUGUUUCUGAGCGCCGACACAGAAAAGGUGGGGUUGAGGCUUCUGGAGAGAGGGGAAGAAGGAAAGGAGGUUUGGGCGGCACGUGUUCCACUACCAGGUUCCUCAUCGAUGGGAGGUAUGCAGACUGAGCAUGCUCAGAAGGGCUCUGCAGAGGAGCAGCUGCGCUCUGCAAGACUGAAGUUUGUGGAGCGAGUGUCCAGGCCUGUCCUGGAUGAUCUGCUGGAUGGCCUUCUUCAGGAGAAAGUCAUCAACGAUGCUGAGAUGGAGGCAGUGAAGGUGGAGGCAGUGAGGAAGGACAGAGCACGGGUCACUGUUGACAUGGUCCUGAGGAAAGGAUCUCUCUCAUGUUUUGUGAUGAAAACUAUGUUGGGUAGAUAUGACCCUGCUUUAUACAAAACUCUUGGCUUCAAAUAAAACAUGCAGAGAACAGUGUCAGACCUAAGAUGAGUAUGACACUAGUGUUUCAGCCUAGUUGUUAAAUACAGUUUGUACAAAUAUAUUAAUUUACUAUUUAAAUACAGAUCAAUGAAAUAUGAAUUUGCAGUAUACUAACAAAUUAUGUUAAAACUAUAUUGUUGGCAUAAAACAUAAUAAAACAACGUAAAAUAUUACUCUUUUUACAACUGUUUCCCGCUGGAUACAGCCAUAUAUUGGGAUACGCCCUUUAUAACAAUCAAUAUUUUGAAUGAAAACCUCCAAUAAAUGUAACGUUUUUUUAAA